This is a messenger RNA of Gasterosteus aculeatus aculeatus (three-spined stickleback), 7861 nucleotides long. The record is from RefSeq and is a predicted model, not a curated record. NCBI's taxonomy places the organism in Eukaryota, Metazoa, Chordata, Actinopteri, Perciformes, Gasterosteidae.
UUUGAGCAUCUUAUCACAAAACCACAGCAGCAGACUCUUAGCGAUGAAAUAUGUGAGAGCGAGGUGAGACGUUAUAGUGUCCUUGUUGUCCACUGCAGGUAAAGACAUCGCUUCAAUCGCUCUUCCUGCUUUCGUCUCACUCUGCAUGUCUCUCUCUCUCUCUCUUCAUCGUCUCUCCUCAUAACUCUCAAAAGAGACAAAUGUAUUAAACAGUGCAGCACUGGAGAAUCACGCAGGGCCACCAGCAAUGUGUGCACACACCUUGAACACUUUGAGGGUUUUUUGGCUCCAGAGCAAACAGUGUCAAAGUCUCACAAUGGAGUAGGUGCAAAUGUAAAAGUAAAGUUAGUUGGUAAAAUGGUCUCAGUACAGCCUUAUAUAUAAUAUCACCUGAUUAGUAUUAGCAAUGCAACCGCCUUUUUGGUAUCUUAACUUGAAAAGUAACUGUAGAUAUUGAAUACACAGAGUGUGGUCAAAAUCACGAUAUAUCCAAUGAAAUACAAGUAAAAAAGUAGUAAAAAUUACAAAUACUGAAGUAAAUGAGUUAACAAAUUAUUCAAAAAGUAAAGAAACUGCAGGAGCUCAAAUGAGUUUCCAUCAUAAAUCAAAGACAAAGCCGAUUCAAUCUCUGUUUGUUUCAACCCGAAAAUGAAGCCGCUCUGUGACAUUAUACUGAAUCCCACCUUGCUGCACAAUCAUUAAAAUAUGAUUUAAAAACUAUAUUUCAAAUGAAUUAAACACAACAGACGAUUUAAGAAAAUAUCCCUCAGAAUAAAAAGCUGUCAGGCUCACUUUACAAACUAAAUUGUGUCCAUUGCCAAUAAUUAUCUUACAUCACCUAUAAACAAGAUCUGCGUAAAAAAUAUAAGUUAAGAAAAACUAAACUGAAACAAGUCACAAUCUUUCACCCCCUGAAUAAGAGCAGCUAUCCAGGGGUGCCGGUCAGGAGAAUCCUCCUCCACACCUCACAGCUGGUGGUCCUGAGGGCUCCAGUCUGAUGCCAUAUGCAGUGAAACAAUAGAUCAUAGCAGGGCUGUGAGUCUGUGUACAGUAGUGGGCAGAUGAAGAGCCCAGACAGCCAUGUAAGGUAGCAGGCAGCGCAUCGGCCCGCCGGCUUCACGCUGGGGAGACUGAUGUAUGGCAGCCUGGAUCCGUGUCGGCCUGAAAGCGGUGGCAACAGGUGACUCGCGUGAAUUGGAAGCAUUCUCGCCCUCAUCCCGCAUCGGAUGUCUCUGUCUCUAACCCAGUACGCCACCACGGCAAUGCCGCUGGACUUAAACAUGCUCGUCAUUUAUCGUAAUCCCGUGGGAGGGAUACGCACACACCCAUGAGGCCCUGCAGCCGAACAGCUUCUGCAGUAUAUGCUGGGAUUUACCCACCAAAGGUUUUGGGUCCCAGUUUAAAAGCCAUGUCAUAUUUAAACGUGAACUUUUACACUUAUGUGCACUGAUUAUUUAUAAUCACAGUCUAUAAAUAGGCUUCAUUUACUUCCAUUGUGUCCCAGAUAAUGCCAUGAAGCUGCCUCAAUCAAGCAGAGAGUAAAAAUAACCAUCACUAGGCUUAGUAACUGAAUGCUGGGUAUGUUCGGCAUCCCGUAUGUCUGAUCUCUUGAGGUCAGCUGAGACGGAUGCAAACCCUGAAUACGUGUGCCGGCCCGGAGGAGCCGUGUGGCAGGUCUGAUGCUGCUUUCUCUUACUCUGCCGUGGCGUUUCCACAGUCACUGAGCUCUCACAGCAACCAAGAUAUUUUGGUUACAGAGCUGCUGUCAGGGGCUUUUUGUUAAGUGGUCCUUUCAUAUGAGCUGAAAUGUAGAGUUUAUCUAAGUUAGUUACUUUGUUUUAUUGGGGAGUUUUUGGAGAAAAAGAUUUAUAUGACCACACAACCGGCAUAGAAGAGAUCUGAUAACCAACAAUUAAGUGAGAAAUAAAACAAGAAAGAAACACUGAUGAUAAACAAACUUCAGAUAAGUGUUAACGUCUCACUAAGGUGAAUUAAAUGUAUCAUGGGGGAAGUUUGCAUGCAGUGCUAUUUGAAAGGUCCAUAAUACCUGAAACUAGCUGAUUGAUGCGUACCUUUGGAAUCGUGAGAUGACCAUUCAUUUUUAAUCCUGAUUGUGAUACAGAGAGCAAUGAUGACAGGGAAACCUAUAAUAACUGAACCUCAAAACAUGUUUACUCCAUAAAAGCCAUCUAGUUUCAUGUUAAAGCAAUGGGAGCACAACAUAUUAUACCAGUAUGGUGUCAUUAUUCUCAGCCAUUACUAGUCAGUUGGUAAGUUAUAUGAAUUAUUCAUCAAACAAAACUGAGUUCUUUCUUGAAAAUUCAGCAGCGAUGCAGUAAAACCAGUUUUCAGCUUUAUUUUGAAAAACUAAAACAAAAAAUCCCUCCUGCAACGUAGUGUUGGUUCACAAAAACACACCUCAGUGAAUGUCAGGUAUUUAAUUUCAUUUCUAGUUAUUUAUUGUUAUUGUAAUCCACUCAAAGCAGAUAUAAUACAAAGAAGCAGGCCAGAAAUAAAAUUUUUGUCUAAUUUGUAACAAUAGGAUUGUGUUAUUGUACAUUUGUCCUACACCAGAAUCCUCCUCGGUGACCCAAAUUUGGCUGUGCAGGUGUUUUUAGUAUCUAACUUCAGGCCCCUCCAGCGUACGCAGGUGUGUCUAGUGUAUCCCUCUAGAAAAUGUCAAAUAAAGACGACACUUUUCCUGGAAACAAAUGAGCUUCCUUAAUGUGUUUUACAUUCUAAUGAAAGCAAUUAGUUUGUCAGAGAAUGGUUCUUUUAAGCCCUCGUUUUGCAAACAUUUCAACAUCUCAAGCAAAUCCUCUCAGACACUUAUAACAAGUAUAUUGUAGGCUCUGUAAAGGCUUUUCCUGCAUUAAUGUUAGUCUAAACAUCCCCCAUUAAAAUGUAUGCUCCUCCACCUAAUGCUCCAUUUGUUUAUGAGGACAAGGCGGAGCAGUGACUGGGUCCUGGUCCUGAAUGAGGAUGCAGAGUCUGACAUACACAGCUUAGUGCUGAAAGGUGCAGAUCACUGAAUAAAUGUUUGAUUCAACCCUGCCCCCUGUUGUCUCCGGCCCGUGGACACACUGCAGGCGCAGGACGACCGGCUACUGUUGGCAGUUUAUGUUUUUAAACACAUCAACUCAAUUUGAAAGGAGAAAUCAUCAUCAUCAGUUUUUUAUUUGGUCUGAAAAUACGUUUUUAUAUCCCGAGGGUUAAAAGCGGCGUCUCAGUCACAACCUUGACACAUUGAGAGAUGUGAGAGACAUAAAUAUGAAUCCAUUGCUCCAUGUGCCAUCAUACGGCAAUAAAAACACAGCUUAAUGAUCCUAUAAAACCUCGGUCCUGUGCAGGGGGGGGUUUCUCCAGCCUGAGUCCCGACGGAUUCUUCAACCAGAGUCACUGCCCUCUAAGGCAACGAUGAGGCCGCUCCAACACACCGCUGGAUUUAUUGUUGUGUUGCGGCGGGAGAAACACAGAUAAUCAUUUUACUCUUCUCCGCAGCAGCAGCAGCCGUCAUUUUGCCGUGAUGCAGUUUAAUUGCGGCAAUUUCUCUCUUCCCCGAGCUGCCUGGCUGCCAUCCAGAUGUGCUAAACGUCGAGCAUGCACGUCUAACUUGAAAUUGAAAUACAUGUAAUAUAAAAGUGGUUGGUCCAGUUUGGACAGAGUGGACACUGGCGUUGGCUACUGUUGAUACAACAGAGUCAUCUCUCAUGCUCAGUCUGUUUAUAAUACCCCUCACACCUCGUCUCCGUGGAAACCUUUUAACUCAACAACACAAACGCACAAGGAGGCUCGGGUAUAACGUCAGACGUAAAUUACUCAGAGGUGCAGAAUACCUCAUUUGCGUAGUUUACCGUUACUUUACAACCAGAUUUUCCAUUACUCUCCCACAGCGAUUAUAAACAAAUAUGACAGCCAUGAUGGUUUACAGCGAACCAGACCACUCAGCAAAGGGCACAAUGCACCCCAGUAAAUCCUUGGUUAUUGCCAGAGGACCAACGAGAUCAUGGGUUUGAUCGACAAUCAACGGCAAAAGGUACUCUUUAAAGAAGAGGAAUUGACUGGAAGGUCUCGGCUGGAACAUUUUAAUAUCUCGUUCCUUUUCGUCCUUCGGAAAAUCACAUUGUUUGAUAUUGCUUCCUCUGAGGAGGGGAAGACGCUGUUGAGGGAAGGAGACAGAGAAACACGGCCUCUCCCCAGUUUACCUCAGCACCACUUUGUCUACUAUGAUAUAGUAUUGUGUAUUUUAUGUAAUAAGCAAUGAGAUGUUGUUUUUAUGGUGCAUUCGUUCAUGAGGAUGAAUUCGGACAACUUUGGUGUCCCCCAAUCAUUUACAUACAACAUGAGGUUGGUCUGGUUUUAAAAGACUUGAAUGAGCCAGUUCACUUGUUGCAGACAUGUUCAACUCGGGAAAAUCAAAAUGACAUAAUUUCAUUUCCACUAAGGCAAAAUGAUUAGAUGUACUGUUUUCUUCUUCUAUUCUUUUUACUUGCCUAUUUUUUGUAUAUAUUUUCUUUAAAGGGCUAUAAAUUGUUGCGGAAUAUUGUUAGAUAUUAAUAUAGCUGCUAAAGGAUCUGGGAAUCUUUGUAUUGCACCAGUGACAGAUUAGUAAAUCCUCCCCUAUAUUAAAGUUUCCACACUUAAACUCAUAAAACAGACGGCAAAUGAACACACUGCAGUAGGUUCAUUGUCUCCCACCGAGAUUACUCAGAUUUUCCUUUCCGUGUUUGAUGUGAAAUGAAUAGUCGUCAUGAAACUGAUCCAAACUCAAGUGAUCCUAUCAGUAAGGUUAGCUCUGAGCGAGCCCAGGGGGGUACGUUGUUGUCACCAGGGUCUGCACGAGUGAGGAAAGCCUGUUGUCAGUGUGCGCUGAUAAGAACAUGGCUGUAGCUCCUGCUAUUGUGUUGGCAGAACUCUCACUCCCUUCCUCCCCCACUUCUCUGCCUCAGUGAUUUACUGCCUGUAAAGAUCUUUAGCUUCAUCAGGGGAGCUUCAAACCAGUUCCCUGAGUAGGAACGGGCCCACGUGCACGCUGGAAAACAAGUGUCAGACAGUAAAACUUCCCUGCGCUGUGCAUCGGCCUCGUGAGUGGAUAGAGAUCGAACCUCUCCCACGUGUCCUGAUCGGGGGGGGGGGUUGUUUCCUGCCUCUUUGUACUUCACAGAUUACAAGGUCAACACUCUGAUUCUCCUUCUUAUUGCCAUAUAUAUACUUCACAGACACACUGAGGGAGGGGGUGAGACGGACUGAGGGCCGUGUACACCAUCUGUCUCCCACACAGUGUCAGUGAGACAAGUCGAAGCCCCGCGCGGUGGACUGUACAAUGGGAGGAACUGGUUAUGGGAGCAGCUGCUGGUGGAAAACACUUGGAGGGAGUUGAUAGGUGUUCAUCCUCCACCUCUCCCCCCCCUCAGUGACUUCCCCUUCUCACCCUCUCGUGCGCCCUCUCUCCUCGCACUUCCUCUCCUCCCGCUCCAGUCUCUGUGUCUCAGGUGUGUGUUCGGCCUGUGAGCAGUGAUGGGGGAUUGGAGUCUCCUGGGGAAUUUCCUAGAGGAGGUCCAGGAACACUCUACCUCGGUCGGGAAGGUCUGGCUCACCGUCCUCUUCAUCUUCCGCAUCCUGGUGCUGGGCACGGCGGCCGAGUCGUCCUGGGGCGACGAGCAGAGCGAUUUCCUGUGCGACACCCAGCAGCCCGGCUGCACCAACGUGUGCUACGACAGCGCCUUCCCCAUCGCCCACAUCCGCUACUGGGUGCUGCAGAUUGUUUUUGUCUCCACGCCGUCCCUCAUCUACAUGGGCCACGCCAUGCACAUUGUGCGCCGGGAGGAGAAGCAGCGGAGGGUGGAGCAGGAGGAGAGGGAGGAGAGGGGGGAAGGGGGAGAAGACCUGGGGGGGGAGAAGGAGUACCUCCAGCAGAAGGUGAGCGGGAGAAUGGUGGCGUCUGACGGGACCGGCCGUGUUCGCCUGAAAGGGGCGCUGCUGCAGACGUACAUCCUGAGCAUCAUGAUCCGCACGGUGAUGGAGGUGACAUUUGUCGUGGUGCAGUACAUGAUCUACGGGGUGUUCCUCAGGGCGUUGUACCUGUGCAAGUCUUGGCCCUGCCCCAACCCCGUCAACUGCUACAUGUCCCGGCCCACGGAGAAGAAUGUCUUCAUCGUCUUUAUGCUGGUGGUGGCCGGCGUGUCCCUGCUGCUCUCCGUGCUGGAGCUCUACCACCUCAGCUGGAAGGGCGCCAGGAGGUGUUUACGCAAGAAGAGGAUGGAGAAGAGCAGCCACAAAGCUGUGACGGCGGCCGUCUCCGCGGCCUUGGAGCCCAACAGCCCCCCACUGCCCCCGGCCUCCUGCACCCCGCCUCCUGACUUCAGCCAAUGCCUGGCGGCCUCGAGCUCCAUGGACCCCAUGACCUCUAUGGCCUCGCACCCCUUCAGCAACAGGAUGGCGCUGCAACAAAACUCCGCCAACCUGGCCACGGAGCGGCACCACAGCUGCGACGACCUGGAGGAUGAGAAAGACUUCCAGAGGAUGCGAUUCGACCAGGCGCCCCCAGAGGUGCCCACCAGCUGCUCUCCCUCGCCGCUGCUGCACUCCGGCUACACGAAGGACAAACGCCGCCUGAGCAAGACCAGCGGCACCAGCAGCCGGGCUCGGCAGGACGACCUGGCAGUGUAGGCUCACAACACAAAAGGGAGGGGACAGAAAGUUUAGAACGAGUCUGAGGGUUGUUUAUGAGGGAAGGGGUCAAAAGCAUGAGGUUAACUGUGGAAAUUCUGGCAUUGACACCAGAAGCACAAUCGUAGAGGACGGACUGGAGGUUCACCGGAGGGAGGGACACAGGUCUGUCGGAGGACUUGUGUGGACUUGAUGUGCGCUCUGUGAGCAGAUGUUAUUUGGGAAAAGAUCUGCCUCCUAAAACCAAACUGCAAAAAAGAAAAAUAUUUUCUAAAUGAGUGUGUGAAUGGCUGUUGCAUAUUGAUGUUUUAGUGCAAAGAUUUUUUAAGAGUAAAAAAUGAAGUGAUAUUUUUCUAAAGAGAAAUGACUGAAAAUUACUUGGAGGGAAAUGACCAAGGGAAACCGCUUGGAAAGCAAAAUAUGGAUCACGCCUCAACUAUUCAAUGAAUUACAAUAGUUUUGCCCUGACGCUGCAAACUAAAUGAGAUGAGAUAUUUUGAGGCACACCGGGACACAAUAUGCAAUAAACUGUGAAGCUUGCCGCGAUUAUUAUGUUGUUUUGCAGAGCACAGUGAGUCACGGUAAAGUGCCUUAAAGAGCGUAAAAAUAAAUAUAGUCCAUAUGAUGUUUUUUAAAAGAUUUAUUGAAAAAGCCAUUGCAAAAACUGUACAUUUAGACUUGUUACCUGAUGGCACAAUACAGGUCCUAAAAUGCAUCUUAAUCCCUUUACAAUCUAAAAGAAAGUGACUAAAACUGUAUUCAUAAGUUCUGUGACAGGAGCCAAUGUGUGCAGAAUAGCCUCCUGAGAUGUUCCCAAUCCAGGGGGAUUGAAGAGGAAACAGGAGGUCCUGCCUGGAUGUGAGGAGAUCCUGCCACUAGGUGGAAACAUUGCACUUUUUCAGUUUCUGUCCUGAUGUAAAUAGUGAACUCGUCCUGUACGUUUCGGUUGAUAUCUUUUUAUGUUGUAUGUUAUUUCAUUUCCGUUGUUUUGCAAAAAUCAAUGUACAGGUUGGUUAAGUUUAUCUUGCACAGUAAAUUCACAUGAAACAAGAAAAAUCUUUUUUUUUCUUUUUUGUUAUUUUACACAGACCGCAAUAAAUGUCAUCAUUAACUCAUCACAAAUUAAUAAAUCAUCAACUGUACAUUCUGCUCUAUUGUCCUUAAGGGGUGUGAUUAAAGCAAGUUUUUCUUA